AUGUGUUAUUCAGCAUUCAACAUUCAGACUACAUUCAUUGUGCAGUUGUGCUUCUGUUGUCCAAUAAGAGCAGGCUCAAACACAAAGCAAGUCUAAACUUAUCUAUUGUACAUACACACAAAGUCAGCAAACACAAAGUGAAGCCUGAUGUGUGUAUCCAGGUAACGAGGUUACAGAGAGUGUGCUGCAGGCUGAAGCUUGUAACGCAAGAACACACCCUCUGUGCACUUUUACCUGACACAUUCUUUACAGACACAGACAGCAGAGACCACAUAAAGAGACCUCAGGUAAGAAACACUAAGAAAACUAUGUUUAGUAAUGAUAAAAGAGUAGUGUUUAGACUGUAUUUGAUAGUGCAUUAUGAAUAUUGUUGUUACAGCAUGCAGAAGUCUAAAGAUUGACUCUACAGUAAGGAGGGAACUGUCUCACUGAAAAAAAAAGUGUUUUGCAGCUGUAUAAAUGUGACAUACGCCAAAAUUGAAUGCUGAAAAUACAGAGAGUUAUGAGAAUGACAUUGUUUUUUCGAUGAUUUUAUCUUUAGUAAAUCUGUGGAGAAAAUGAGACCAUGUCCUGGGCAGGGCUUUUGCAAAAAGCUUGGCAUGGACUCAGAUCAGGCAGGUUUCCACAGAUUUUUCAAAAACCUGUAGGACUGGUUUCCUCUGCAAACACAGCUAAAGCAAAUAUACUGAAAAAGCUUUGGAAAGGAGGAAAUCUGUCAGGUGGGGGUUUAAAAUCUGUUUGUUGUGUUGUUCAGUCCUCAGAAAUGGCAGAGAAAAAGGCAUCAUCUGUUGGUAAUGGACAGUCCACAGUGGCUCAGUCAGGACAGAGUAGUCUUCCAGCACCCUCUGCAGGCACCCACAGUGUACUGCAGGACGGACUGAGCUUCACUCCAUUGGACUCAAAUGAUGCCAGGGCUGUUCAGCCUUUCCCACGUUCUCCAAAACUACAGAAGAAGAUAGCCAAAGCUGGACAGCCCUCUCAGGAGCAGCUGUCCAGACGAAUGGAGGAGCUGCAGGCAGAGAGGUCCAAAACUGAGGCUCAUAUCCAGUCUCUGAAGAAACGCAGGGCAGAUCUCUCUAGGAGCACAGAGCUGAUGAAGCAACAGGUUCGAGAGCACUUCCAGAACAUGCGGUGUGUCCUGAAGCAGGACGAGCAGGCCGUCCAGGACUCUCUGGAGCUGGACUUGAGACAGACCAGGACCAAACUGGACUACGUUCUGAAGAACUGGGAACAGCACCAGGACCAGGUCACUAAGGGCAUCAAAAGCAUCCAGAGAGCACUGAGCAACAGCCCCACAGCAGAGGAAGAUGGGAAGGGUCAGUCCGAGAAUCUGAGUCCUAAGAAGCCAGAUGCCUCUGAGAUGGAAAUUCGACUGAGUGAAGAGAGAUUUGAAAGACUCCUAAAAACAUUAUCGUCCAUCUCCAAACAACUGAAAGCUCAGCUGCAGAGGAAGACUCUACUGUUAGAUUCAUCACCCAUGGUGAUUGACAGGCAGACUUGCCACAGCCUGGUCACAGUGACCUCAGAGGGGCGGUGCAUGUACUUUUCAGACUGCGCUCGUUCAGCUCCAGAGCAUCCUCUCCAGUUUGAUAAAGUGUGCUGUGCUCUGGGCUCAUCUCCGGUCACUAACGGUCAGAGUUACUGGGAAGUUGAUGUCCGCUGCUGCUCUGCCUGGGCAGUGGGCGCCACCUACGCCAGCCUGGAGAGGAAAGGCAGGGACAAGGGCACCAAACUGGGCCGGAACAGGAACUCCUGGUGCGUGGAGCUUCGCAACAACCAUCUUUCUGCUUGGCACAACGACCGGCAUGUACCAUGCCAGGGUGUUGGGCAAAUGCCUCUGGAAAAGGUUGGGGUCUGGGUAAAUUAUGACAAGGGCCAGCUGAUGUUUUAUGAUGCAGACACCAUGGUUGUCCUGCAGAGGUUUUCAGCAGCUGUGAUGCCAGUGUUUGACAGGGCUCAUCACCAGUUCACUGAGCCCCUGUACCCUGCCAUACGGUUCCUGAGACCACCAGAGAACCAGCUGUGGCCAAAUCAUGUGGAGCUCUGUCACCUCCACACUCCAUAAUACUGCAGUCUUAUUCCAGAGACAGUGAUGUGGACUCUAUCUGAAUGUGUGCUAAUGAUGAUGUGAAGAGUCUUUUUCAUCCAUGUAUAGCAUUACAUCAGAGCAGCUGUACAGUAUAAUACAUCAGCAUACAUGAUAACAAA
Molecule: messenger RNA, 2208 nt
Organism: Epinephelus fuscoguttatus (brown-marbled grouper)
Lineage: Eukaryota; Metazoa; Chordata; Actinopteri; Perciformes; Serranidae
Product: E3 ubiquitin-protein ligase TRIM62
Exons: 6
Coding region: 566-2065 (499 amino acids)
Molecular function (GO): protein binding
Source: RefSeq, a predicted model, not a curated record